This is a messenger RNA of Aspergillus nomiae NRRL 13137, 1362 nucleotides long. RefSeq names its product DUF895 domain membrane protein. The coding region runs from base 1 to 1362 and encodes 453 amino acids. The transcript has 5 exons. Lineage: Eukaryota; Fungi; Ascomycota; Eurotiomycetes; Eurotiales; Aspergillaceae. The record is from RefSeq and is a predicted model, not a curated record.
AUGGCCCAAGAAAAAGCAGAUAUUCAAUCGACUGAUGAAGAGAUUGGGAACAACAACCUACCUUCAACACAAAAGCAUCCAGUGAAAUGGUAUCGCUCAACAUUCUACAAUGCUAUAAUCUUGGGACUGUGCAACUUCCUCGCGCCCGGUAUCUGGGGAGCCAUGAACUCGGUCGGCGGAGGAGGGUUGGAAAAGCCGUAUCUCGUUAACGCAGCAAAUGCACUGACAUUCUGCCUCAUGGUGCUUUCAUGUUUCUUUGGGAGUGUAGUGGUCCGCUACAUAGGGAUCAAAUGGACACUCAUUGUCGGCACAAUGGGGUACGCCCCCUAUGCUGCAGGUCUCUACACCAACAAUCGAUUCGGCACCGAAUGGUUCGUUCUGUUUGGUGCCGCUCUUUGUGGCCUGUCUGCCGGCAUUUUUUGGAUGGCUGAGGCCGCCAUUGCGAUCUCCUAUCCGGAGCCACACAACCAGGGGCGCUUCCUCGGCUUCUGGUUGAGCUUUCGCGUCGGUGGUCAGAUUCUGGGUGGUGCGAUUAAUUUGGGCAUCAACUCCAAUCGCGACACGGCUGGCAGUGUCUCUUACUCAGUGCUCAUCGUGUUUAUCGUCUUACAGGCGCUUGGCCCAUUUGCUGGACUGCUGCUGAACUCGCCGUCUCAAGUGCAGCGCACGGAUGGACUUCCCGUGAGACUUCGCAUAGCAAAUAGUCCGCUUCACGAGAUCAAAGAGACAGCAAAGCUAUUCUUCACUCGGAACUUCCUUCUCAUCGUCCCACUCAUUAGUCAGGCAGUCUUUACCGAAGCCGUGAUGUUCACCUACCUAUCACUGUGGUUCUCGGUACGGGCGCGUGCAUUGGGCUCAUUCCUCGGAGGUAUUAUAGCACUGAUCCUUGGCAACGUGCUGGGCGCGUUUUUGGACACCAAGAGUAUUUCACUCAAAACUCGAACCAGGAGUGCCUUCGUGACUAUUCUCACAUUGCAAGGAGCAUGGUGGGUCUGGGGCACUAUCAUUGUUACAGAGUUUAACAAGACCCAGCCGUCGUACGAUUGGGCAGACGCGGGUUUUGGCCGUGGGUUCGCAUUGUACUUGUUCUGGAUUGUGGGAUUCCAGGUAUUUCCUUAUUGGCAAUCUUGCGACGACGAAGAGGAGGUUAUUCGUAUCUCCGGCUUACUUCGGGGCACGGAGUCAGCGGCUCAGGCGGUUUCGUAUGGUCUUAACGCUGUGACGAUCAUGGCUUCGGUCGGGAGUGUUUAUCUCAACUUCGGGCUGUGGGCUAUUUCACUGCUACCCGCGUGGCUAGUUGUCAAAAAUAUCGGGGUCACGCUGGGGGAUAAAAAGAUUCAGAGAGAAACAAGAGUAGACUAG